CCUUCAAAAUUUCCAAGAGCAUAAAGUAAAAACUCACACUUUAUUUACUUGAAUCCAACCCCCUUUUCUCUGUCUAUCAAAAAAUGGAAGAACAAAAGAUUUGCAAAAAUAGUAACACCAAAAGCUUGUCAACUAGACCUAGUAAUAAUAAUAAUAUUACAAGCACAAAAAAAUGUGGUGCAAAAGAAGAAGUAAAGCUGGCUGCUUUAGUUAUUCUUCUAAAAGCUAAAUUGAGAUCAGCUGAUAUGCCAUUUACCAUGCAAGAGCGUGCUUUGUGCUUCACUAGAUCUUUCCUUGAUGCUGCACCAAUGAAUAGCACCCGCCUCAAACCUUCACCACUAGCUUGUGCUCUCAAAAAGGAAUUUGACACAAGGUAUGGAGCAGCAUGGCAUUGCAUAGUAGGGAAGAGUUUUGGGUCAUAUGUGACUCAUUCCAAUGGAGGCUUCCUUUAUUUCUCUUUUGAUUCUGUUUUUGUUCUACUUUUCCAGACACGAGUUCAUCUACUUGCUAGUACUUCUCAUGACUGACUCCAUCAUCGAUUCAUCGUAGAAAGCUAAAUCAAUGAAUGCUUAACUACUUGUCUACUCUAGCACGUUCAUUAAGUUAAGCUAGCUUAUGAUUUUAGUAAAUUUUCUGUAAUUUUUUUUAUAUCAAGCUUGUUGUAACUUCACUAUAUCACUGGAUCAGUUUAGAGUAGUUUUAGUGGAUUUCAAUAUGUCAUGAAUGUGCAUAUAUGAUCUGUAAGUUCUAUUGACUAUCAAUUUAAGAAUAAUAUCAAACAAUAAUAGAAUAUCAAAUAAUAAAGCAGGAAAGAACACACCAGAACUUUUACGUGGAAACCCAAGAACUGGGAGAAAAACCACGA
Molecule: messenger RNA, 865 nt
Organism: Beta vulgaris subsp. vulgaris (sugar beet)
Lineage: Eukaryota; Viridiplantae; Streptophyta; Magnoliopsida; Caryophyllales; Amaranthaceae
Exons: 2
Coding region: 84-527 (147 amino acids)
Biological process (GO): microtubule-based process
Cellular component (GO): dynein complex
Molecular function (GO): dynein intermediate chain binding; dynein light intermediate chain binding
Source: RefSeq, a predicted model, not a curated record